UUUACCGCCAUUUAUGUGAACAGUAAUGGAUGUCGAGAUUUCGAAGCAUUGAGUCUGAAUUCAUAGCUUUGAUCGAUCUUUGCCCAUUGCACAGCGCUUUAAACAGUUCAUGUGGUCUUCUGGUUAGUGAAUAUGGCAAAGGUUCACAUCAUCGAUGUGACAAUCGGCCAAAAUCCGUCUUCCUUCUGCAGUGACUUUGAAUUUCAAAUUACCUUCGACUGCACUGAGGAACUUAACGAAGAUCUAGAGUGGAAGCUCAUUUAUGUUGGAUCGGCCGAGAGUGAUACGUAUGAUCAAGUGUUAGACUCUGUCUUAGUUGGACCUGUCCCGAUUGGAAGACACACUUUUGUGUUUCAGGCAAAAUCUCCAGAUCCUAGUCAAAUCCCAGAUGAAGACUUGGUUGGUGUAACCGUGAUCCUUUUAACUUGCUCAUAUAAAGACAGAGAGUUUGUGCGAGUAGGAUACUAUGUAAACAAUGAGUACACUGAGGAAGAAAUGAGAGAGAAUCCUCCCACUAGGCCUCUCAUAGAAAAGCUUCAAAGAAAUAUACUUCAUUCAAAGCCACGAGUUACAAGAUUUAAGAUUGACUGGAAUGAUUAACUUAAGAAAGCAUGCUUUCACACUUGUAACCUACAGCUGUAUUUUGUUAUAGAUAGCUUCAUUCCAAUGAGAUGAGAUGAGAUGUUAGAUUUUAGCAGGAACAAAUCAUUGCUUUAAAACUAAAACUAAAAUAUCAAUUCCAAAGAAUGUAAUCCUUUAUGCAGACGCCUGUGCAGCAGUUUUGUACAUAUUUUUUUAUUUCUAUUUUUGAGUUGGUGGAAAUAACUUACACUGUUAAUUAUAUGGAGGUCUAUUAGAAUUUUGUCUAACGUUGAAUUUUUUAGCCCAAGCUGGCCUGCUUUUUUUCAUGUGGCAUGAAUAGUACAGUCAUAAUACAGUAUAUUUUGAUCCACUCCUGUGUAUGUGCUCCUAUGAUUUUAAGGGACACUGCAGCAUUUCUAUGCAUAUCAAUAGGAUAUUCAGAUCAACUAUACACCGAAUAGAAAUAUGGCAUCCAAUUUGAACUGCCAUUGUUCUAGAGGCUGUUCCACUAGCCUCUCACACAUGUAAAAAUCCUUUUUGUGUUUUCCACGUGAAGACGAGGCUAGUGAGUCCAGAACAAUGGUAAUUCAAAUUGGACGCCAUAUUUCAAUUCGGUGUAUAGGCUUUGGUUAAACAUGUAUCCUGUAUAGGAAAGAACUAUGUAAGCAACCUAAACUAUUGAACUAAUUGGAAACAGUUAUCUUCAUUCUAGAAGCUUUCUGUACAAUUGUACUGGAAUAUUUGUAGCUAAAGAGGAGGGGAUAUGCAUGUAAGGUUGCUUGUAUGAUAAGAAGUGUAAAUUUUCAUGCAACGUGAUUACACAUCCCUGUAUUACAUUUUAACCCUGGUGUAGCACCCCUUGUUAAACAAAAUAUUUGGCUACACACUCAGAUACUUAGACAAAACACAGCUGUAGUUUAACACUCAGAGCUUUCAGUGCAAAAUUUGAAUCCUGUUGGCUCAGUAACAUUUGUCAAGCAUUAGAUAAAAAGACAUGAACCAGUUAACACAAGUGAAAGGCGUUUAGAAUUACUUUAAAUACCCAGUUUAAUAAAAUAAGUUGAAGAAAACCUUCAAGUUUUUUUGUCCUUUUAUAUAAACGCCUUUUGUUUCUGCAACGUAAGAAUAGUUUCUGGAAACCAACUUCCAAUCGACCUUCUACUUAACAAACCAGCUUGUUCAGAGGUAUAACACAAACCCUCCGCCGAAUGGAGAACCCGAGCCUUUCGUAACAUAGUACAGAGGACGAAUCUUCAAUCAAAAAGUAAGCUUUUCCGUUAUAGUUGUCACUUUAAAUUUCAAGGUAAAAGAUAUAAUAUGCCAAUUCGUAAAAAAUUGUACACGAGAGGGGAACUUGAAC
This is a messenger RNA of Stylophora pistillata, 1942 nucleotides long. RefSeq names its product histone chaperone asf1. Gene Ontology annotation, biological process: DNA replication-dependent chromatin assembly. NCBI's taxonomy places the organism in Eukaryota, Metazoa, Cnidaria, Anthozoa, Scleractinia, Pocilloporidae. The record is from RefSeq and is a predicted model, not a curated record. Gene Ontology annotation, molecular function: histone binding. Gene Ontology annotation, cellular component: chromatin; nucleus.